ACAUAUAAUAAAUACGGUUUGUGAAGGACUAGUAGAUGUCAUUUAGUCAGUGACUUCGUUGUGAACGUGGAUCUGGCGACAGGCUUGAAUAAGCUUGUGUAUAAUAGGUCGAUUUGACACUAACUUAAAGUCCUGAAGUUGAUUUGACAAAUGUUUAUAUACAAAGCGUGAUAUUGCUGGAAGGGAGAUCACGGCUACUUGUAGUGCUGUUGCACGAGUUCAUUUGGGUUACCUCCCUUGUAACAGAGAUAACGGAGCAAGCCACUUGACGAAACUGGAAGUCACUAUGGACAACCCUAGCUUGGUAAGCGUGGAAUGGCUCAAGGAGAAACUGGACAGUGACGAUCUGGAUAAAGUGGUCAUCCUCGAUGUAUCCUGGUCAAGCACUAAAGACAUGAAGGAGCAGUAUAACAUAGAGCACGUGCCUAAUGCGUCGUACCUCAGCGUAAUGGAAGGCAUUCACAAUGACAUGUUUCCCCGUAACGUCCCUGACAUCGAAGCAUUUCAGGACAGUGUCAGGAAAGCAGGAGUCAACGCCGACAGUCACGUGAUCGUGUAUAGUGACUCGGACGCAUGUGGGUUCUUCCUGUCAGGGCGCGCAUGGUGGACUUUCAAGUUGUUUGGACAUAAAACAGUGUCCAUUCUUGACGGCGGUUGGCAGCGAUGGAAGUCUAAAGAACCCGAAGGUUAUCCCGUGACCAGUGAAGUACCAAGUCCAAAGGAAGGGAACUUUACCUGUUCGAAAGAUGACAGUAUAAGACUGACGUAUGAAGUCAUGGUAGAUAAUUUCACGAGACCGGAUAGGCAGGUGUGUGACAGCCGGGCGACAUUGAAAUACACCAGUCCAGAUGGCAAAGGACAUAUAAAAGGUGCUAAAAAUCUACCGAUGUCUCAAUUAGUCAACAGUUCCACAGGAACUUUAAAAGAUCUGGACGAUCUUAAAAAAGAAUUUACCACUGCUGGAAUCGAUCUAUCUAAACCCAUGGUCUGUUACUGCAACAGUGGCAUGUCAUCGUGUACUUUGGCCUUCACAGCAGCUUUGUGUGGCAACGACAAUGUUUCUGUAUACCAUGGAGGAUUCACAGAGUGGAGCAAAAAAUCACCUGACGAUCUGAUCGAGAAGUAGACUCAACAAGCCUUCAAAAUUGUCACCAAGCAAUGAACAUGCAAUGUUUAAAGCAACUAGUCUAUAUAGUUAAAUAUGUGAACUCUAGCGGGUUCAAACCGCAAUAUCAUACUAACCAGUGUACAAAGAAAACUAAAUAUUAAAUAGAUUGUGAGAAAUUUAAAGAAAAUUUUAAAAAAAAUUAUAAUAAUUAGGCAAUCUAUUAUUGCUUUAUGUAUAAUGAUGACGUCAUAAUAUACUCUAUGAUUUACGUCGGCUUUUCAAUAUCUUCUGAUGACGUGACGAUUUAACAUUAAUAUUUAAAGAAACACGUUUUUCAAGCAGUACGAAUGUUGAUUUGGUUAAGCAUAGAUGAUUUCCUGUGUAAAACAUUGCAUAUGGUUGUAAGUGUUGCCAGCUGUAUGUUCAACCAUUCAUUUUUGUGUGAAUGUAUUCUGUAACGUGAACUCCUUUUGUUAACGUGUUAAGAUUUACACUUAUGAAGUUAUUGUUCGAUAAACUUUUGUGUUAAUUAUGUGUAAACCUGUUUUCUUUUUGACGUCAGAAUUACGAAAGUAAGGACAGCAACUAACCACAUAGGCCUUCCAUUAAAUUUACUUUCUAAUUGACGUUGGUUAAAGACUGCUUUAAGAACAGUACUUGUAUAUGCAAUUACUAUGCCUGAAUUAAACUUGACUGUCAAGCAGCUAAGGAAGUACACGUUAUCUGGGCUACUCCACAGUUUUACUGGAUAUGUGUCCAUUCCUUAACGGCUAAACAUUAUUCUGAACAAAAUAUACUGAAAUCUAUGAUAGAAAUUGUAUCAAUAUUGUUACUAAUGUACACUUAAUAAGAAUAAUAUAUAGUUUUAUCAAACAAUUAAGAGACAAAAUGUUGACAAUGAUAUCGUAUAUACACUGUAUAACUGGGAAAAUGGUGUGGUGUUGUUAUCGUUGAGUUAUUGAUUACAGAUUAUAUUGCUGAUAUCUCAA
This is a messenger RNA of Ylistrum balloti, 2097 nucleotides long. RefSeq names its product thiosulfate sulfurtransferase-like. NCBI's taxonomy places the organism in Eukaryota, Metazoa, Mollusca, Bivalvia, Pectinida, Pectinidae. Gene Ontology annotation, biological process: transsulfuration. Gene Ontology annotation, cellular component: mitochondrion. The record is from RefSeq and is a predicted model, not a curated record. Bases 287 to 1126 code for a protein of 279 amino acids. Gene Ontology annotation, molecular function: thiosulfate-cyanide sulfurtransferase activity. The transcript has 9 exons.